Oppiella nova is the source of this 2652-nucleotide messenger RNA. NCBI's taxonomy places the organism in Eukaryota, Metazoa, Arthropoda, Arachnida, Sarcoptiformes, Oppiidae. The record is from the annotation of a GenBank genome assembly.
AUUAUUAGAGUUAUCAAAAAAUCCGCUCAUUUGUGGCCAUCAAGUAUGGAAACGGUCGACACGAACAAUGAAUUACCGAAGUCUGUCAAAGUUAACGGCAGAUUCACGAACCCGUGGGGCACCUGGAGAAUGUACUCCAUGCGGAAAGCCGUCAAAUUCCUUAUGGAAACCAAUCACAGUAAUAUUCCCAAGAAAGUGGUUCUCAACCAAACCCUUCCGAUACUGAAACCCGACUUUAGCUACGAUGCGAACCGUAUAUCCAUGACAUGGAUCGGUCACUCGACUGCUGUCGUCCACUUCGAUGGCAUCACUAUAUUAACGGAUCCCAUGUUUAGUAGGCGGGCGUCGAUGAGUCAAUGGGUAGGUCCGGCCCGGUAUAGGAGGCCGGCCGCCACUGUCGACGAGUUGCCACAAAUCGAUGCGGUGGUCGUCAGUCACGACCACUACGAUCACCUCGACUUAGGCAGUAUCCGGGCGCUGAACGCCCGGUUCGGGUCACACCUACACUGGUUUGUGCCGUCAGGUCUGAAAGGGUGGAUGAGGGGGGCGGUGGGCGUCACUCGCAAUGUGGUAGAGCUCGAGUGGUGGCAAAGUGCUUGCAUACCGUCCAAACCGGACGUCCAGUUCGUGAUGACUCCGGCCCAACACUGGACGGGUAGGGGUCUGACAGAUGAGCGCCGGGUUCUGUGGGGCAGUUGGGCUGUCGUCGGACCAAAACAUCGAUUUUUCUUCGCCGGCGACACCGCCUAUUGUCCGGUGUUUAAGCAAAUCGGGGAAAUGUAUGGACCCUUUGAUUUGGCGGCUAUACCUAUCGGUGCAUAUGAGCCCCGGUGGCUGAUUGAGUCGGAACACGUUGACCCCGAACAGGCCGUCCAAAUACACGAAGAUAUUGGAAGUAAAUUGAGUGUAGGAGUGCAUUGGGGAACGUUCGCAUUGGCACAUGAGUACUAUUUGGAGCCACCGAUGAAACUGAAGACUGCGUUAAAAGAGCGAAUGGCUGCCAAAAAAAUAGCAGUGAUCGGCGCCGGCAACUCAGGUAUGGGUGCUUUUAAUGCCUGUCGGGAACAGAGCUUCGAUGUCGUGGUGUACGAGAAGACCGACCAGAUAUGCGGUCUCUGGCUGUAUAGGGAUGAGGAACUGGAAGGUAGCGCCUCCAUCAUGAGGACCACUAUAAUCAACUCGAGCAAAGAGAUGACUUCCUUUUCAAACUUUCCAGUGCCCGACCAUUUCCCUAAUUACAUGCAUAAUACGAAAAUGCAAAAUGGCGACUACGAGGAGACGGGCAAAUGGAGGCUAACGGUACACGACAUCAAUAACAACCGCGUAUUUCAAGAGGUAUUUGAUGGGGUAAUGGUGUGCACCGGGCAUAACAGUGUGCCAUCGAUGCCUACAUUCAAGAAUCAGCACAUAUUUAAGGGACUUCUCAUGCAUUCACACGCUUUCAAAGAUAAUAAAGCGUUUGCAGGGAAACGGGUGGUUGUUGUAGGCAUCGGUGGUUCCGGUGGAGAUACUGCCGUCGAGUUGUCUAAUGUGUGUCCAAAUGUGUACCUAUCGACUCGCACUGGGAGUUGGGUCACUUACCGUGUGGGCCAUAAGGGGAGACCACUCGCGAAUGCUACGGUCGAGGGGUAUAUGAAUAUGCGAUUUGACCACAAGCUGUAUGGACUCAAACCGAAGCGCCGGUUCUUUUCUCAGCGAGUCUUUGUGAACGACGAAUUGCCCAAAAAGAUAAUGACCCGGUCUGUUGCGAUCAAAGGGGACAUCCAGGAGUUCACCGAGAAUGGGGUCAUAUUUACGGGAGAACCGAAUGAAAGCCUAUGCGAUGCCGUCGUAUUCGCCACCGGAUAUCAGAUAUCGUAUCCAUUUCUGUCGGAAUCCGUGAUAUCCGUCAAGAAAUCGGAUUUCAAUUUAUAUAAAAACAUAUUUUAUGCCGACUUGAAGCACCCGCAUACCCUGGCAUUCAUUGGCAUUAUAGUGCCUAUGGGUGCUGUGCUACCUACAGCUGAGCUCCAGUCCCGCUAUUUUGCGCUAAUAAUGGCUAAUAAGUGCCAAAUGGCGACACAAAAGCAGAUGAUCCGGGAUAUUAAGCGGCAAACGAAAUGGCUUAAACAGCACUACCCGGACUGGGAAAGGCGUGCGCUGAACGUGUAUUACAUUAAAUACAUGGAUGAGUUGGCCAGCCUUAUGGGCGUCAAACCAAAUCUAUGUAAAUAUUUCUUCACUGACUUGAAGCUAUGGUUUCACAUGUAUUUCGGUCCCUGUGUUUCCUAUCAGUACAGGUUGACGGGUCCAAAUUCGUGGCCUAAGGCCAGAGACGCUAUACUUACGUACGGGUGGAAAGACAACUGGAAUAUAGCGACGGCUUUCAUAGAUAUGUUUGCGUGGAUUGGAUGGGCGUAUGAUAGGAGGCGCCCCACGGAGGCGGUGGUUAAGGCAAGAAUUGCCAGAACCGGUGAUUCCGAUCAAAAGUAUAACCGAUUAUCUGGUGUUUACCGAUUGAUGGAUAUUAUUACAGGACUGCCUGUACUCAGAACAGCACUGAAUAUGCCGUACGUCACGAAUAGGACAAACUGUAUGAUCUGUGCGACAGUUAUAUACCGUUUCCACCACAAGAACCGGUGGACAGUCGGUCCCAACGCCGACAACGCGUAA